AUGCCAUUCAAAGCCAGCCGUUGCGCCGUCAUAGGCGCCGGGGUGAGCGGACUCACAAGUGCAAAACACCUGAAGGCUGCCGGAGUCGAAGUCGUAGUCUAUGAAAGAUCAUCUGUUUCUGGUGGUGUGUGGUCGUAUACUGAGCGCCGACCUCUCGAGCCCAGUUAUCCUGCACUCAGGCCGUCCGUCGCGGACUUUGUUGCCGAUCCAGACGCAAAGGUCUCAAUCCAAAAGAGUCCGGUGGAUGAGCAGAACGGGGCUCAAGUCGAUCCCCAAGUGACGGAAGACAUCGAUCUCGUCCACGCGCCGCCAGGCCCUGCUUAUGACGGGCUGAAAAACAACAUUCCCACCCCCUUACAGGAGCUAAAGGGGCACCCGUGGAAGGAAGGAACAGAAGACUUUGUCAACGUUCGGGUCAUUGGAGAAUAUCUCCAAAGCUUCUCAAAGACAUUUGAUGUUGAGCCUCUGAUCAAAUUUAACACGAGAGUCGAAGAGCUUGAGAAGGUUGAAGGUGGGAAGAAGUGGCGGGUGAGAUCGUCCACUCUGAUUAUAGAUGGGCCGGAGAAAGGACGCAAGAUCAGAGAAGUCGAGAGACAGGAGUUUGACGCUGUCGUGGUUGCAAAUGGGCAUUACCAUGCCUGCAGAGUACCGGAUAUACCGGGACUCAAGGAGUGGAAGGCGGCAUGGCCUUCUCGAGUGCAGCACUCAAAAGGCUACCGAACACCCAACGACUUCAAAGACCAGAAUGUCCUCCUCAUUGGAGGAGGAGUCUCUUCUACAGACAUUGCCAAAGAAAUUGCUCCAAUCGCGGGAAAAGUCUACCAAUCCGCCCGCGAGAGCCCUUUCCGUCUUCCACUCAGCUUCCUGCCACCCAGCGCAGAACGUGUAGCCGAUAUUGCAUCAUUUGCCAUCCCCACCUCUCCCCAAGACAUACCUGGUGAAGUAGUUCUCACCGACGGCCGCAUCCUAACCGGAAUCGACAGAGUGGUUGUCUGCACCGGCUACCACAUCACCUAUCCUUUCCUGCCGUCCCUCCACAAUGACUUCCUCGCUCGGGAAGCUGCCGGCGAGGAAAUCCUUGUCACGGAUGGCACACAGGUCCACAACCUCCACAAAGAUAUCUUCUACAUUCCAGAUCCGACCCUCGCCUUUGUCGGCAUCCCGUUUUUCUCCGCUACAUUCACGUUGUUUGAAAUUCAGGCUAUUGUUGUGAGUAAGGUACUCAGUGGACAAGCAUGGGUACCUAGUAAGGAGGAGAUGCGGAAGGAGUACAGGGAGAGAGUAGAGAAGAAAGGUUACGGCAGGGCCUUCCACAGCGUCAUGAAUGAGGAGGUUGAAUAUGUGGCUGACCUAGUGGCGUGGGUGAAUGCUCAGGCGGAAGCCACCGGUGGUGAGAAGAUGGAGGGGCAUACUGAGAAGUGGUUGGCCCAGAACCAAGCCAGGCUGGUUCGGAUGAAAGAAGCGUUUAACGAGAAUGGGACCAGCCCGAAACCCGAGGCGACGGCGUAG
Messenger RNA from Amorphotheca resinae ATCC 22711, 1509 nucleotides. RefSeq lists its product as hypothetical. Gene Ontology annotation, molecular function: flavin adenine dinucleotide binding; NADP binding; N,N-dimethylaniline monooxygenase activity. The record is from RefSeq and is a predicted model, not a curated record. Lineage: Eukaryota; Fungi; Ascomycota; Leotiomycetes; Helotiales; Amorphothecaceae. The transcript is spliced from 5 exons. The coding region runs from base 1 to 1509 and encodes 502 amino acids.